Messenger RNA from Oryzias melastigma (Indian medaka), 9956 nucleotides. RefSeq names its product ATPase family AAA domain containing 5a (gene atad5a). The record is from RefSeq and is a predicted model, not a curated record. Gene Ontology annotation, cellular component: nucleus. The transcript has 33 exons. Gene Ontology annotation, molecular function: ATP hydrolysis activity; DNA binding; ATP binding. NCBI's taxonomy places the organism in Eukaryota, Metazoa, Chordata, Actinopteri, Beloniformes, Adrianichthyidae.
UUUUUUAACCUAAUUAGCAAAAUUACCAUUUGUUACAAAGAAUCACACAGACACACACAAUUAAACAAGGCGGCAAUAGUAAGAAAGCAACAAAUGAAAAUCAUGAAAAAGUAAAAGUAAAUACAGAAUUACAGAUCAUACUAAUCACAAACUUUAAAGGACUGGCAUCACAAAACAUUAAAAUUGUUUUUCUCAAAUACUGUCAAAGUUUUUGAAAACUUUAAAUUCCCUGAGAUUUAGAAUAUUUUCUUUAAUUUCACAGAUAAUCAGGUCUUCCCUUGAUCCCAUUUUAUUAGACUGAUCGAUCCUUGCAGUGUUACUGUAUUUGUCAUACGAAAGCUGCACUUAAGCCACACCAUUGACUGUAAAAACAAAAAAAAAUAUGAUUAAAAAAUCUUAUAUACAGUCAUUGAGCCACACGGUUGGUUUGAACCAUAGACUGUAUAAAUAAAAUUAUUUUAUAUACAGUCUAUGGUUUGAACACGGGAAGUGCGAUGUGCGCACAGUUACAACCUUGUCGGUAGAGGGCGCUCUAUAAAUUUCUCUUCAUACAAACUGCAAGUCGAGACGCCAUCUUUGUUUUGGGUUAACUACGUCACAACAUGACGAAACCAAUUUCUGUGUUGUGAUUGGUGGUCGGGCGUACUGUCAAAGGUCACAUUUAUUUGGCGCUUUUCACUCUCAGUCAGUCUGGCGCGUUUUUGAAUGGACUAUUUAUAUGAAGUAAAUAAAUACAGAUAUAUUAAAAAUUGGGACGUUUAUUACUUCCUAGUCCGUGAGCGUAACUCGGUGCACUUUUUCUUCUCAUAGAGCGGUAAACUGUUCGGAGCUCGCGCGGGAACUAUGAAGCUAUUAUUUACCGAAAUCUGCUAGCUUGUUGUUUUACAGUGAAACUUUUGACAAUGGACCGUUUUGGACCCGUACAACAUAAAGAUUAAACAACCUCACAGAUUCAACAAGUUGCGGGUUCGACAUUUGACGUCCUGUCAAAUUAUGGCUGGUGUUGUGGCUAUGGCCUCUGUUAUUGAGGACUUUGACACUCAGCCUUGCAAGAAGUCUCGCAAAGAUACUGGUGGUCCUGCCGCCAAACCGAUCACAAACUAUUUCUCUCCAGUGCCCAAGCCGGUGGAGAAACCCUUUUCUCCUCCUCGCUCCAAUAAUAUCAUGAGCUAUUUCUGUCGAAAAGUCCCCUCUUCUAAAGAGCAGACAUGCCCGCCUGAGCCGUCUUUAGAAAACUGUCAGAAGCCUCAAGCUGAAGAAAAGCAAAAAAAGUCAGAGGGAAAGAGACAGGGGUCUCAGAAACGAGGUAAAAAGACCGGGAGAGCUGCCCGGGAGCUCGUGACGGCUGAAAGUAUCAGCAAUGAUGUGGACUGCAUGACAGUUGAAAAAGCCCCAGAAAGCAAAGACUCUGCAGCAGAACUACAGUCAAAUGCUGUGGUUGAUGUGACUGAAAGUGAUCAGGUGCAAAAAAAAGAUUCAAAGUCAAAAUCAGCACUUCAGAUGUCUGAGUUGACCCCAAGAGAUGAAUCAAAGUCUGCUAAAACUUCACGAAAGCAAAGAAAAAAGAAGCAAAGUCCCUUAGAGCCGGAGAAAGAAGCAGAGUGUGAUGUUAGUGAGAAGGUCGGCAACGAUGACGCCUCGUGUGUUAAAGACAGCACAGUCAAAAUCUCAUUUGAGGAGUUUCUGCGCAGUCAAAGCAAGGAUGAAGACGACAAAAAUGAAGAUGAAGCUAUUCUAUCAGAAGAGAAGUCGACGGCCGAAGAGAUGGAUAUCCCCAAAGCUGAACAACAUGUGGAUUUUUUGGCAUCGCCUUUGCAGAUCUCACCUCGAACUGUCACCAUACAAGCAGAAGUUCAUGCAAUCUCACCCAACAGGGAAGAAGUUAAAACAGUUGGCAAAAUGGCAUCUAUCUUCACCCAGAAACGAAGGUCUAAUAGUCCUGUGGAGACCAGCAGAUCUCCUCCCACAGAUUUAGGACCCAAGCUUUCUUCUCCCGCUGUGAAGCUGAAAUCCAACGUGGUUCUUCAGGAGGAAGAUCUCGAGCUCUAUGUGCUUGAGAGUGAUUCCGCUCCAAAGUGCAGUGAAGCCGAGAGAAAACAGUUCAUGGCAGCUUUCAAGCAACCCAGCCUGGAUGGGCCCAAAAGUAAACCUGUCAAGAUCCAAGGUAAACAGAAAGACACCGCAGAGAAAACUGCUGAUGGUGAGGAUGUGAUCAUGCAGCCUACGAUCAAGGAAACCCCUCCAGAGAUCAAAGAAGCCACAAAGAAACGGACAAAAAAGGAAAGGAUUAAGGAGAAAAAAGACGAUUCCAACACUUCACCUGCAGACCCAGAUGUGACAGAAACUCCCCCAACGCCAGUUAUGAGGAGAUCCAAACGAGAGGCCGUCAUUAGACAAACAUCUCAGAGCACGCCAACAACUCCCGCAAGAAAAACAAGGAGACAGCAAGCUUCUAAUGAGGGCAUUACUCCUGCCAAAUCACAGGAAAGCCCUAUAAAGCUCGUGCCAUCCAAGACACGAAAGUCCAAACAUGGUGUGUUUGUGGCGGAGAUCAUAAGCCCACCAGAUACCAAGCAAAGUCCAAUCAGAAUUAAAUUUAGUAGAGUUCAUAAAAAUAAAUCUGCAUCAGAGGCUGAAACUGAAGUGGACAAAACCUCCUCUCAAAGAUCUAGAACAACCAAUGAGUCUCGCAAAAGAAAGCAGGCUAAGAAACUGGUGGAAAAAGCAAAACAAGUCAUUGAGCAAAACAAAAAGUCUGCCGUGAAACAGGAAACUGUGAGACGAUCGGGACGAAAUAAAGCCGUUUUUAAGGGGAACUACUGCGACGAUGAGGAUUCCAUCAUCUGCCUUGAGGACCAGAGCACUUCUUCCCAGAAUGCACCUGAAAAGAACAAACCGCCAAAAGCUUUACGAAGCCUGAAUGACGUUCUGGGAAAAGCUGCUGGAAAAGACGUCAAGACUGCACCAGGCUCCAAAUCUGCCUCUCUGAGUCAGGAGAAGUCUGCUCAGAGGCCCUCGGCAGUGAUUUCCAUAUUCGAUGACAGCAGUUGUGAAGGUUCUGAGAACUCCAAGGACGAUGGUCAGUUCAAGGCCCGCAGGGAGUUCCUGAAAAGCGGCUUGCCCGAGUCUUUUAAGAAACAGAUUGCCAAAACGGUGGCGUCCAAGGAAGCCUACUCUGUGUCCUGCUCCUCCUUUCAGCCGGUCACUCACACGACACAAACCCCAGACGAUUGUCCUCUUUGGAGUCUGCCGUGGCCCAAAUCUUCACUGCUGAGUCAUCUGAAGGACCUGUGGAGCCAAACGCCGACUCCACUCCCACCCAUCAGUGGCUCUCUUGGUGCAACGACAAAGUCAACCUGCAGAAGCGUCGCCCAAACCAGAUGGGAUUUGAGACCGGAGUUCUCGGAGAGUGUUCGUCAGCUGCUGGUGGAGGAGUUCAGGACGUCCAACCCUAACUUUCCUGCAGAGACGUGUAUGAAUCGUCUAAUGAAGAGACGUGCCGACCACCAACUGCUGUCCACACCUGCAGAACCCAAAGCUGGAGGUUCGAACACCCAACAGCCUGUUGGAGGAAAGAGAAAGAGGAGCAGCAAUGAAGGAGAAACGACAGGAAAAGUGGCAAAGAAGCAGAAGUGCAGCCAGGCUGAAGAUAACGUUUCCACAGCUGCUCCAGAGUCUCCACGGAGAGAAAGCCGGACUAGACGGUCUCAGAGGUCCAGGCUGCAGGAUGGAGAAGGGGUGAAGAAGAAGUCUUCCCUUAGACCUGCUCCCACCUCCAAAGAAGAUGAUUCUGUGGUUGUUAUAGAUGAUGUGAUUUUGGUUGAAGACACUAGAAAAAAAGAUCCGGCGGAGGACUUGCUGUGGACGGACAAAUAUCAGCCGCAGCUCUGCAGUGAAAUUAUAGACAACUCUGCCUCUGUGAAGAGGCUGCACAGUUGGCUAAAAGAAUGGAAAAUUCGCACAGACAGAGAGGAGAAGAAAAAUCAGAAAAGCAAUAAAGAAGAAGGCAGCAUUGAUUCAGACUGGGACGGUGCAGACGAGUACGGAGAGGACACAUUGUGUAACACGAUGCUCAUCGUAGGACCCACUGGUGUAGGGAAGACUGCUGCAGUCUAUGCUUGUGCCCAAGAGCUUGGCUUCAAGGUGUUUGAGGUGAAUGCUUCCUCUCAGCGCAGCGGCCGCCUCAUCCUGUCUCAACUGAAGGAGGCGACCCAGUCGCACCAGGUGGACAGUCAGGGACGCGGCCCACCCAAACCCUCCUACUUUAACAGCUACGGAACAAGCAGCGGUUCCGGCUCCCUCAGGCCCGGAUCCUCUCCACCUCCUCGCUCCAAUAAUAUCAUGAGCUAUUUCUGUCGAAAAGCCCCCUCUUCUAAAGAGCAGACAUGCCCGCCUGAGCCGUCUUUAGAAAACUGUCAGAAGCCUCAAGCUGAAGAAAAGCAAAAAAAGUCAGAGGGAAAGAGACAGGGGUCUCAGAAACGAGGUAAAAAGACCGGGAGAGCUGCCCGGGAGCUCGUGACAACUGAAAGUAUCAGCAAUGAUGUGGACUGCAUGACAGUUGAAAAAGCCCCAGAGAGCAAAGACUCUGCAGCAGAACUACAGUCAAAUGCUGUGGUUGAUGUGACUGAAAGUGAUCAGGUGCAGAAAAAGGAUUCAAAGUCAAAAUCAGCACUUCAAAUUUCUGAGUUGACCCCAAGAGAUGAAUCAAAGUCUUCUAAAACUUCACGAAAGCAAAGGAAAAAGAAGCAAAGUCCCUCAGAGCCGGAGAAAGAAGCAGAGUGUGAUGUUAGUGCGAAGGUUAGCGAUGAUGACACCUCGUGUGUUAAAGACAGCACAGUCAAAAUCUCAUUUGAGGAGUUUCUGCGCAGUCAAAGCAAGGAUGAAGACGACAAAAGUGAAGAUGAAGCUAUUCUAUCAGAAGAGAAGUUGACGGCCGAAGAGAUGGAUAUCCCCAAAGCUGAACAACAUGUGGAUUUUUUGGCAUCGCCUCUGCAGAUCUCACCUCGAACUGUCACCACACAAGCAGAAGUUCAUACAAUCUCACCUAACAGGGAAGAAGUUAAAACAGUUGGCAAAAUGGCAUCUAUCUUCACCCAGAAACGAAGGUCUAAUAGUCCUGUGGAGACCGGCAGAUCUCCUCCCACAGAUUCAGGACCCAAGCUUUCCUCUCCCACUGUGAAGCUGAAAUCCAACGUGGUUCUUCAGGAGGAAGAUCUCGAGCUCUAUGUACUUGAGAGUGAUUCCGCUCCAAAGUGCAGUGAAGCCGAGAGAAAACAGUUCAUGGCAGCUUUCAAGCAACCCAGCCUGGAUGGGCCCAAAAGUAAACCUGUCAAGAGCCAAGGUAAACAGAAAGACGCCGCAGAGAAAACUGCUGAUGCUGAGGAUGUGAUCAUACAGCCUACGGCCGAGGAAACCCCUCCAGAGAUCAAAGAAGCCACAAAGAAACGGACAAAAAAGGAAAGGAUUAAGGAGAAAAAAGAGGAUUCCAACACUUCACCUGCAGACCCAGAUGUGACAGAAACUCCCCCAACGCCAGUUAUGAGGAGAUCCAAACGUGAGGCCGUCAUUAGACAAACAUCUCAGAGCACGCCAACAACUCCCGCAAGAAAAACAAGGAGACAACAAGCUUCUAAUGAGGGCAUUACUCCUGUCAAAUCACAGGAAAGCCCUAUAAAGCUCGUGCCAUCCAAGACACGAAAGUCCAAACAUGGUGUGUUUGUGGCGGAGAUCAUAAGCCCACCAGAUACCAAGCAAAGUCCAAUCAGAAUUAAAUUUAGUAGAGUUCAUAAAAAUAAAUCUGCAUCAGAGGCUGAAACUGAAGUGGACAAAACCUCCUCUCAAAGAUCUAGAACGACCAAUGAGUCUCGCAAAAGAAAGCAGGCUAAGAAACUGGUGGAAAAAGCAAAACAAGUCAUUGAGCAAAACAAAAAGUCUGCCGUGAAACAGGAAACUGUGAGACGAUCGGGACGAAAUAAAGCCGUUUUUAAGGGGAACUACUGCGACGAUGAGGAUUCCAUCAUCUGCCUUGAGGACCAGAGCACUUCUUCCCAGGAUGCACCUGAAAAGAACAAACCGCCAAAAGCUUUACGAAGCCUAAAUGACGUUCUGGGAAAAGCUGCUGGAAAAGACGUCAAGACUGCACCAGGCUCCAAAUCUGCCUCUCUGGGUCAGGAGAAGUCUGCUCAGAGGCCCUCGGCAGUGAUUUCCAUAUUCGACGACAGCAGUUGUGAAGGUUCUGAGAACUCCAAAGAUGAUGGUCAGUUCAAGGCCCGCAGGGAGUUCCUGAAAAGCGGCUUGCCCGAGUCCUUUAAGAAACAGAUUGCCAAAACGGUGGCGUCCAAGGAAGCCUACUCUGCGUCCUGCUCCUCUUUUCAGCCGGUCACUCACACGACACAAACACCAGACGAUUGUCCUCUUUGGAGUCUACCAUGGCCCAAAUCAUCACUGCUGAGUCAUCUGAAGGACCUGUGGAGCCAAACGCCGAAUCCACUCCCACCUAUCAGUGGCUCUCUUGGUGUGACGACAAAGUCAACCUGCAGAAACCCCGCCCAAACCAGAUGGGAUUUGAGGCCGGAGUUCUCUGAGAGUGUUCGUCAGCUCCUGGUGGAGGAGUUCAGGACGUCCAACCCUAACUUUCCUGCAGAGACGUGUAUGAAUCGUCUAAUGAAGAGACGUGUCGACCACCAGCUGCUGUCCACACCUGCAGAACCCAAAGCUGGAAGUUCGAGCACCCAACAGCCUGUUGGAGGAAAGAGAAAGAGGAGCAGCAACGAAGGAGAAACAACAGGAAAAGUAGCAAAGAAGCAGAAGUGCAGCCAGUCUGAAGAUAACGUUUACACAGCUGCUCCAGAGUCUCCACGGAGAGAAAGCCGGACUAGACGGUCUCAGAGGUCCAGGCUGCAGGAUGGAGAAGAGGUGAAGAAGAAGUCUUCCCUUAAACCUGCUCCAAAGUCCAAAGAAGAUGAUUCUGUGGUUGUUAUAGAUGAUGUGAUUUUGGUUGAAGACACUAGAAAAAAAGAUCCAGCGGAGGACUUGCUGUGGACAGACAAAUAUCAGCCGCAGCUCUGCAGUGAAAUCAUAGACAACUCUGCAUCUGUGAAGAGGCUGCACAGUUGGCUAAAAGAAUGGAAAAUUCGCACAGACAGAGAGGAGAAGAAAAAUCAGAAAAGCAAUAAAGAAGAAGGCAGCAUUGGUGAGAAAUUUUUUAUCCUAAUUUUUAAAAAUUUGAAGUUCUUUUCAAUUAAUUUGUGUUUUUAAUCUCCAGAUUCAGACUGGGACGGUGCAGACGAGUACGGAGAGGACACAUUGUGUAACACGAUGCUCAUCGUUGGACCCACUGGUGUAGGGAAGACUGCUGCAGUCUAUGCUUGUGCCCAAGAACUUGGCUUCAAGGUGUUUGAGGUGAAUGCUUCCUCUCAGCGCAGCGGCCGCCUCAUCCUGUCUCAACUGAAGGAGGCGACUCAAUCGCACCAGGUGGACAGUCAGGGACUCGGCCCACCCAAACCCUCCUACUUUAACAGCUACGGAACAAGCAGCGGUUCCGGCUCCCUCAGGCCCGGAUCCUCUCCACGGAAGGGCAACUCUCCUCGGAGGGUGGCUUCUUCUCCCAGGAAAAAUCCUCAGUCACCAAGAGGAGCCAAAAAAGGAGGUCUGGCUCCAGUCUCUUUAGCAAACUUCUUUAAAGUGGGUAAACCCACCAACAAGGAUCCAUCCAUCUCCACAAAAGAUGAACAGAAAGCUGUCCCCAAGAAAGUUAUGAAAGCAACUGAGAGUGGAAGUAAGAAGAAAGAUAUCGCUGCCAAAUCCUCAUCAGAUUCUACCUCUGACAAUAAGAGCAGCGAAGAACGGAGCAAGAAGACCGCCACGUCGCUCAUCCUGUUUGAAGAAGUCAAUGUUAUUUUUGACGAUGAUUCAGGAUUUCUAGCCGCCAUCAAGACGUUCAUGAGUACGACCAAGAGGCCAGUCAUCCUCACUACCAGCGAUCCUGCGUUCAGCAGCAUCUUUGACGGCAGCUUUGAGGAGGUUCAUUUCAAACCGCCUUCAGUUAUGAACGUUGGCGGCUUCCUGCAGCUGCUGUGUUUGGCUGAAAACGUGCGGACAGACCCGGCAGACGUGAGAUCUCUGCUGAGGCUCAAUCGCUGCGACAUCCGGCAGAGUUUACUGCAGCUGCAGUUCUGGAGCAGCAGCGCUGAUGGACAGCUGUCAGCAGAGACACUGAAACACACCGACAGCAUCUCUAAAGAGAAGUUGGAACCCGGCUCGCCUGUCCCGUCUCUGCCCUUGUGUGAGAAAGGCUGCACCGAGAGCAAACUGGGCCUCCUGAACAUCAAACCUGACCAAGACUUUUGGAAACUUUUCAGGAGUCCGAUGACAGAGUCGGUAAACUGGGAAUUACUCAUGGAGAGCAAACAGCGAGGAGUUGAUCUGCUCUAUUCCAACCUGGAGAGUCUCCUGCCUCUUCCUCGAACUCAGCUGUCUACCUCUAAGCUCUUCAGACCCGAGCUCCCUGAUUCUCUUCCACAAGAGCCUCCGUUUGGACCAUCACUACAGCAGCCGCCACCCGUCUGUGACGGCCUGCCGCCCAGCGCCACCUCGGUGAACGAGUCAAAUGAGUCGGACUCUAACAGUCCAAUCAAAGUGUCCAGCAGAAUGAAGAAGAAUAAAAAGAGAUCUUUAAACGACCAGGACAGACUGGAGUCCGAGUCAGACUCAGAAGAUGGAUUUGUGUCCCUCCGUGAGAAGCAAACCUCUAGUCCUGCAGUAGAGGCGGUGAAAGAGACGGUCGCUCUAGCUGUGGUGAAACGGAAGCCUUUAACUCCAGAGGAGCGAAUCAAAAGUGCUCCAGUCUCACAAUGUCUUCAGUCGAUGGCUGACUUCAUGGACAACAUGUCCUACAUGGAUUCCUUCCUCUGUUACCCAGACGGGGGUGACAUUUGCAGAAGAACGCCACCAGGUGGCGCAGUCAUCAAGGACGGAAUGACAGACGAGUCGAGGGUUGAGACAGAGAGAGAGAGAUGGAUUAUGGGAAGCCGUACUUUGGAGAUCCAGGCGGCUGUAGAGGGUUUGAGCUUCCAUAAGUGUCGGGAGUCGGCGGCAGACGCCUGGGACAAAGUUCAGCAGCUGGGGGGGGAGCUUGAGAAGGAGGCCACGGCUGAAGUCACCCUGCCGCUGGCUUCUCAUCGGGAAGGUUGGACUUUCACUCAGGAGAGCCACUGUCAACCACAGCUGGUCCAGCAGAGAAACGAGCUGAUGGGGAGUCUGAUGUUUGGAGGGCAGUUUGGCACUCAGGGCAACAGACAAGCAGCUGCUCUGGAUUAUUUGCCGGUCAUUCGCACCAUCUGCAGAUCCGAACAGCUGAAGGAGCAAGGCAAAGUGAAGCGGAGAUUCCUGCACUAUCUGGAUGCAAUCCACCUGGGUCUCGAUAAGGGAACUCUACUGUCUCUUGCAGAAGAUUUCCCAUAAUCCACUAUAAUCAUCUUUCAAUCAUUGAGGCCCCUCUGUAUUUUGAAAGGAAAUUUAUACUGUUAAAUCACAUUAUUGUCGCCAAACUAACUGAAUCCUACUACAAAAAAUGCCCUGAGUUUAACAGCACACAGAAAAACCUGAUACCUGAUAUCUUAUGGUGCUUUAAAAGUUUUAUAUUUUACAAUGUCAAAAUUUUCUUAAUGUUUUAUAGUCACAUUUACUAUUGCAUUUUGUAAACUUUUCUCAAAUAGAAGGUUGUUUCCAUGAGCUAGUGUCACAUAUUUAUCAUUUGUGGGAGGUGACAUGUAAAAUAUAUAUUUUUUUUGUAUAAAGGUUUUUUUUUCUUGUAAAUUAUCUCCAAAUGUCGGCAGCUGUUGGUGCAUUUGUCGUCUCCCACUGGCAUAUUCACAAAUGUAUUAAAAUCAUUUUUAAUCAUCGAAUUUGUACAAAUUUACAUUUGGUUUUUUGAACCAAUAAAGGAUUUAAAAUUG